This is a messenger RNA of Haliotis rufescens (red abalone), 2882 nucleotides long. RefSeq names its product proteoglycan 4-like. The record is from RefSeq and is a predicted model, not a curated record. The transcript is spliced from 4 exons. Gene Ontology annotation, biological process: cell surface receptor protein tyrosine kinase signaling pathway. The coding region runs from base 331 to 1437 and encodes 368 amino acids. Gene Ontology annotation, cellular component: cytoplasm. NCBI's taxonomy places the organism in Eukaryota, Metazoa, Mollusca, Gastropoda, Lepetellida, Haliotidae.
GUGGGUGUCAAAUAUAGAUGCUGGCAAACUGCCAGUAUACAAGUCCUGUUACUUCCUGGUUAUGUCAGUCACAACAUACCGUUGUAUCUGAGCUGCUUGACACAGGACAUGGUUGUACAUGCACUCAAUUGAUAGGUCUUGUAGCUCCUGUAAUUCACUAUCUGGUGUCACCACGGAGCAUGAUAUAGGCUAUACCUGCAACGUGUAAGGUUUGUUUGUAAACGUGUCCAACUGCUUUUUGUAAAGUAAACAGACGCCCAUGUGAUUGAGGGCAUACCUCCUCUACUGGCACAGUCUACACUUCCAUAGACAAGACAUACCGAUCUGAUUAUGGAGAAGGAAAGGGGUAACACGUUCAGAGUCGUCUUCAGUGAAAGCCCGCAGAGUUCAUCCAAGACCAAGCAACAGCAACCCUACCAUCUGGUCAUCGACAAGGAUGCGGUGCGUCUCCGGGACCCUACGUCUAAUGACCUCAUUUUGGAGUGGCCAUACAGUUGCGUCAGGAGGUACGGCACGUCACCAAGCACCUUCUCGGUGGAGGUGGGGAGAAGAAGCGCUACAGGGGAAGGGGUGUUCGCGAUGGUGACAACUGAAGCCCUGGCCAUUUUGGACAAGAUCCAUGAAGUGUCGAAACAAAUCAUAGACAAACGUGGUCCGAAAAAGACAACUACACCCCAAAAAGACAACGUAUACACAGAACCGUACACCCAAUGGCCACAGCGAUUAAGAGAUACUAGAUUGAAAGGUGAAGUUCUGGAUGAGAAAAGUAAAGAGUCAGGACCAGCUCCGAAGACAGCAGCGCCCUACCUUGAAACAGGUGAUGGCGUAACGGUGACACGCAUCGGACAGGGAUCAGAAUUAGAACCAACACUUCCACCAAGAUUAGAACCCCCAAUUCCACCUAGAUUAGAACCUACACUUCCAACUAGAUUAGAACCUACACUUCCACCAAGAUUAGAACCAGCACUUCCACCAAGAUUAGAACUUACAGAUCCGCAUAGAUCAGAACCCAGGACCCGUACUGAAUCAGACACUAGCACCCGUACAGGAUCAGACCCUAGAACCCGUACUGGAAUCGACCCUAGGGCCAGUACGAGAUCCGGGACAGGGCUGUACCUGUCGCCGACGUUCAUAGACACUGUGGGCGUCACUGAAGAUUUAUACGACGACGGCGAAGCUGUGGCUGCACACAUUGCCGCAAUGCCGACACCAAAAACACGUGAUGACCCAGGACAAGGAACAUAUUGGACAUCAACAUCAAUUGAGCCUCAAAUUCGUCACAAUUAUGAACCGCUGAAAAUAGGUAAAGAAGAAUUGAGUGGGCAGGUUGACAUGAAACCCCAGCCAGGCAGGAUUAUAGCUUUUGAUUUACCAAAGAGAGAACGUCCCAAGCAGCCUCGUGUAAACUACGAGAACGUGAAAGGUGUAAAAGAAUAAAGUUGGAUUGCGUACCUAAGGCAUCUUGGAUGUCGAUUCAAUAUAGACAUUGGACUUGUAUGUCCUGAUUUGCCCUGUUCUUUUUUUCAAGUCAAAUAAGAACUUGUCAUCAAAAUCGUAAUCCUAACACAAUACUCAUACAGGAAAACGAACAUAAUAAUCAAAAUAGCAAUAAUCAUAACCAUAAUAAUCAUCAAAAUCACAAUUCGAUUUACAAUGCGCCAAAUUUCAUUAUUAUCCCGGUCAGUGGAUCAGAGCUCACUUGAUUUUCAUUCUCAGCUCCCCGGGGAGUCUACAAACCAGGCUGCCUGUGAGGCGCUAGAAGGUUAACAGUUGCCAUUGCAUAUUAUCUUCACACACAAAAUUAGUUAUGUAUGUUGACAGGAUCCCCGACAUAAAUUAAUAAGGGUUUCCGUCCCUUGUCAUGCUCUGGCCGAUGGUUCCAACUCCAUGAUAUGAAGUCCUUACCCGCAUGGAUACCGUUGUUUAUUAUUAAAGUAUCUGUACGUGUAUGCAUUACAUGAACGGUUUCAUCCUCAGACAGAGUAGACUACCCCUACAUGUAAUAGUGGUAAAUGUUUGAUCUGAAAAAUAGUAAACAAAGUCGAGUGAUAUAUUGGUCUGUUAUUUGCUUUAAAGGUGCGAGGUCCCUUUUAAAAUUUCGAUUCAUCAGAACGCGACAAUAAUCCGUGUUCAAACAUGAUAAGCGUGACGCAGCGCAAAAGUACAUGAAACCAGUCUUUGUUAACGCGUCCAUAAGUAAAACCGAGGGUGUCUAACGUUGUAUAAUAGAAUAGAGAGAUUCUCUUUUAAAUUAAUAUGUAGACAAAACAUAUAAAUACGCAAAACUACAUUAGAUCAGUGCAACGCUGGUCUUGCACCUUUUCGAUCAUUUACGACGUCGUGUGCUUGGAAACGCUCUGGUUUCCAGUCUUUGCAAGGGGCGGUCGGGUAGCCUAGUGGUUAAAGCGUUCGCUCGUCACGCCGAAGACCCGGGUUCGAAUCCCGACAUGGGUAUAAUGUGUGAAGCCCGUUUCUGGUGUCCCCCGCCGGGAUAUUGCUGGAAUAUUGCUAAAAGCGGCGUAAAACCAAACUCACUCACUCACUCCAGUCUUUGCAAUCUUCAGUCAAUCAUAUUCCAAAACGGAGGGGCAGAACAAAGUAUACCGAGUUUGUUUUUUGAUGUAAUUGAAGAUUGAAAGAACUGUUGUUUAAAUUGAUUAUGUCUAUUUAACAAUCACUCAUUCCUGCAACAGUUUGUAAAAAGAAAUCUGUGGCUGGGUAAUUUUGUUUAAAAAUAUACUGAUUAGGCUUAGAUAAGAAAUGAAUUUGCAAACACAUGACCAUGUUGUAAAUUUGUGCCGAAAAAGACAAUUGUUUAUUUUCAAAGGUAAGAUGGUAUGUAUUAUGCGAAAACCUUCUUUUUGAUUUGAGGUGAAUGUUUU